AUGGAAGAAGCCGCCAGCCUUUUCCCCGAGCAGGAGCUUUUGGACACUGCAGCCCUUUUGGAAGAUGAAAGAAACAAAUUAGAGGAUCCAGAGUCUGAGGCUGAGGCUCUUUCUCAGGCUGCCCCUGGAUGCUGCCGUUCAGUGAAAGAACAGGCCACCGGUGCCGGCCACACGAAGAGGGAGGCAGCCGCUGGAGACAGAGCGCGGCCGUCCCACCUGCGGGAGAGCCUGGGCUUCCUGGAUAAGAUGCGCGAAGACAAAGAGCUUUUCAUCCAGAAGAUGAGAGGGGAGCUGCGCUCUUGCCGCCAGAGGAUGGACCUCAUCCGCAGACAGCAGGAGCACGUGGCGGCCGAGAUCGCAGUGGAGAGAGAGGCCAGCAACACGGCAGCCGUGGGCCGUCUGCAGGCCACAUCCAGACGCCUGAUCAUGGAGCUGGGGAACGAGAAAGACCUGCAGUCGAAAGUCACGGCCAUGCUGAAGGAGAGCGAGAGCGCCAUGUGGCACAUUGAGAUCAAGGAGAGGCAGUUCGAGGCCUUGCGGAAGUCUGUCCAGGAGGAGAGGGAGGCCAUGGGGAGGCGCCUCCAGGUUCACGCUGCGGAUCUACUGCGCCAGGAGCAGGAGGCCGUGGGGAAGGCGGAGCGGAACCGGCUGCUGAGGAUCCGGAGAUCCUCACACAUCCAGAGGGAGCACGGACUCAGGCACCAGAAGCUGGUGGAGGAGGCCCAGAGGAACCACAGGGUCGCGGUGACAUUCCUGAGGGCGUCCCUGGGAAGAAUCCGACAGCAGGAGAAGGAGGCGGAGACGGCCUCCCGGGAGCACCUGCAGAGGCGCAUGGACGCGGUGCUGGCGCUGAAGGGCAGCAUCACCGCGAGCCGGGAAACGCUGCGGAAAUUCCAGGCGUGGGGCCAGGCCCGGGCAGAGCUGGCCGCGCACAAGGCCCAGGCUGAGAAGGAGCUGAUCCUGGCGCAGGGUGGGGACGCCUUCAGGCACCUUUUCCACCAGCAACGGCGCCAGGAGCUGGAGGCCCAGAGGCGAUACGCACACAGCACUCUGGUAACUUGCACAUUCCCUGAAGGUGCCCGUAUCCUGGAGGCCUGCAACUUCCUGGCCCAUCCUGGCCUCAGGUCCCGGCCCUGGCCGGUCAAGGCUUACGAUAUGCCCAAGUGUGGCUUCCAGACCCUAGACCAGGGGCACCAUCAUGGAGCCCUGA
This is a messenger RNA of Galeopterus variegatus (Sunda flying lemur), 1210 nucleotides long. RefSeq lists its product as uncharacterized. The annotation marks the transcript as partial. Lineage: Eukaryota; Metazoa; Chordata; Mammalia; Dermoptera; Cynocephalidae. The transcript is spliced from 10 exons. The record is from RefSeq and is a predicted model, not a curated record.